This is a messenger RNA of Neopelma chrysocephalum (saffron-crested tyrant-manakin), 1243 nucleotides long. RefSeq names its product family with sequence similarity 207 member A (gene SLX9). Gene Ontology annotation, biological process: maturation of SSU-rRNA from tricistronic rRNA transcript (SSU-rRNA, 5.8S rRNA, LSU-rRNA). The record is from RefSeq and is a predicted model, not a curated record. Gene Ontology annotation, cellular component: nucleolus; preribosome, small subunit precursor; 90S preribosome. The coding region runs from base 99 to 734 and encodes 211 amino acids. The transcript has 6 exons. NCBI's taxonomy places the organism in Eukaryota, Metazoa, Chordata, Aves, Passeriformes, Pipridae.
GUGCCAGGGCCGGGCGGUGCAGCCGGAAGGUCCCGCCCCGGCGGGGGCGGCCCCGGGCGCGGCACAGGCCGGGCCGCCCCUUCGCGCUCCGCUCCGCCAUGGUGGGGAAGGCCAAGCGCCCGCGGCUGCACCGCGCCGCCCCCCGGGCCUGGCCCGCCCGGGACCCGAUGCCGCUCCCCGCACCCGAUCCGGGCCCUGGCCCCGGGAAGGACUGGGACUUCUCAUCUUCUGAUGUCUUUUCUGGGCUGAAGAUUGACCCUGAUACCCUGGUCAAGAAGCUCGACUUGGACUCCAGAAGCAUCAUUUCCUCCAGGACAGGUUUAGAAGAAAAAACAGUUCUUUCCAAAAAAGAAAAGAUGAAGCUGAGGAAAGAAAGAUGGCUGCAGAAAAUAGAAAGUGUGAAGAUAAUGAAGCAGAAGCAAAAAGCCGAAGCAAAGCGAAAAGCAACACCUGUGGUGGGAGACAUGCAGCCCUUGAUGGAAGCCCUACCUGAGCUCUCUGACCUGACCACAGGUGGCAGGGGCAGGAAGCCAGUCAAGAGCCAUAGAGCAAAGGCAGAACCAUCAGACUUCUGUCUGAUGAAACAAGCUCAGAAACAUCGGCUCCUAGAGGAGGAAGUGGCUCGGUUUCAUGAGGUUAUCACCGAUCCCAAGUACAGAGCCAACCCCCUCAUGGCCAUCAGCAACCACCUCUCCAAGAGGCUGAGGCUGGGGGAAGAAGGGAAUCCCCUCUAGAGUGUCAGCUGGGACCAGAGCAGCGCACCAGGGUGCAAAGGCCCUGGGCUGCGAAGGAGCACAUCUCUGACACGACCUCUCAACCACUUCGGUCCUUGGAAGCAGUUCAGCAGAUGAUUAAAUCCAACAGCCCUGGUUUCUGUCUGCAAGAAUAACACAGCUCUCCUGACAGGGGCAGCUGCCCCUUUGCAGGCAGUCUGCACAGAGCAGGGCGUUCUGUGGGAUCUUUGUGCAGGCAUUAAUCUCCCUGCAAAGUGUCUUGAUACAUUUGCUCUUCUUGUGAGCAGGCACAAUUUCUGAAAUUGUGCCAAUGGCCAAGCAUCUGUUUUCUGUCGUUUCCCUCCCCUUCCUGACAACUCUGAAAAGAGAUUCCCGAGUGCUGUGUUGGAAUGGGUCAGGACUCCAAGCCCAGGAGGCUGUUGGAGAUCUGUCAGGAUGAAUGCUGCUGUUCACAGACAUUGUUUUAUGUGAGAAAUUUAGCUUUGAAAUAAACACACUUUCAUACAGCA